Molecule: messenger RNA, 1304 nt
Organism: Panicum virgatum (switchgrass)
Lineage: Eukaryota; Viridiplantae; Streptophyta; Magnoliopsida; Poales; Poaceae
Product: GATA transcription factor 15-like
Exons: 2
Coding region: 390-1061 (223 amino acids)
Biological process (GO): regulation of DNA-templated transcription; flower development
Molecular function (GO): DNA-binding transcription factor activity; zinc ion binding; sequence-specific DNA binding
Source: RefSeq, a predicted model, not a curated record
ACCACACGUCCUCGGUCCUCCGUCCUUAUAAAACCCCCGCGGCCACAUGCCACGACGAACACCCCGCAGCUUCAAACCCACCCACCCAUCCACCCGCCUGUCGAUCGAUCCAUCCAGCCGCCCGCUCGAGAUCGCGGCCGCUGUGCGCCUGUGCCAGUGCCAGUGCACACGGGCGCUGUUGCGACUUGCCCUCGCGGCCGACAAUCCCUCGAUCACCUCAACGUCCCCUGCUGCGCACUCUGCCCGCGCGCUACGAUCCAAUCCUCAUCCCGAUAUAUACCACGCCGGUCGCCACCGCGGGCAGGAGCUAAGCCCCCGGCCCGGCCGCGCUGUAGUAUUGCAGUAGCCUGUAGUGGUGGUAGCUUGUAGCCGUGCUGCGUCUGCGCAGGAUGCUGCAGGAGCUGGCGCCGUGCGCGUGCGGGGGGUUCUACGCCGGGGGCUGCGGCGGCCGGUGCGCGGGCGCCGCCGCCUCGGCCUUCUCGAUGCUGUUCCCCGCGGGGGCGGAGCAGUGCUACUACUACAAGGAGGAGGAGGACGGGCCGCCCUACGGCGGCGGGCCGGUCGACUGCACGCUGUCGCUCGGCACGCCGUCCACGCGCCGGGCGGAGGCGGGCGCCGGCGCGGGCGGCCACGCGCGCGCAGCAGGCGGCGCCGCCCCCUGCAAGGAAUCGUCCGGCCGCGGCUCGCCGGCGCGGCGGUGCGCCAACUGCGACACCACGUCCACGCCGCUCUGGCGGAACGGGCCGCGGGGACCCAAGUCGCUGUGCAACGCCUGCGGGAUCCGGUACAAGAAGGAAGAGCGGCGCGCCGCGGCGGCCGUCGCGCCGGCGCCGGCGCCGCAGGAGUACGCGUGCGGCGGCUACGCGAGGCAGCAGCCGCCGCAGCCGCAGUGGGGAUGCUACGGCGCGGCCGCGGCCAAGUCGGCGUCAUUCGGGAUGUACGGCGGCGACGUCGUCGACGCCGCGGCGGACGGGCCCUGCCUGUCGUGGAUGCUCAACGUGAUGCCCUCCUCGCCGGCGUUCGCAGUCCGGGAGAGGCCCACCCUGUUCCAGUACUACUAGCGCUAGGCUACUGACGACAAUAGUAGUAACUUUUUUUUAUUACCAGCUUAAUCAGUUUAGCGAUGAGAUCACAACCACAAAGUUGCAUUGUACUGCUAGUGCUAGACGACCAACAUGCAAGUUUGGAAGUGAAGCCCGCGUGCCAAAUUACCUCUUCUCUAGAUUUCGUCUGCGACUUAACUAACAGUACUUUUCACUGUUCGGUAAUCAUCAGCAUCUGAUCAUAAAAGGUGAGUUGAUACA